AUGAGUGCUGAGAAACCGGCCAGUUUCGGUACCAACCGUCUUGACCCCCCUGUCAUCGGCGUCGCCUCGUCCUCAGCCAGUGUGAUCUUUGAAUGGGUAGCCCUGGUCCCGCUCACAAUAUACCUCGCGCAGGCCGGGCUUUCGCAUCGGCUGGUAGGUCGGACUGCGCUGGCAGGGCGCGUCGUGGCGAGCCUGUUCCCGCGUCUGGGCGUCCUGGACGGCAUCGCCACCCUGCUGCGCCAAGGGCCCGACUACCUAGACCGCGCCUCGUCGGUGAGCGAGCUACAUCGCACCGUGUGGCAUGUCGACUUUGGCAGUAUAUUUCCUUGUGCCAACGGCGCUGCGAGUAUGAUCCUGACGAAGCAUGCGAUCCGUACCGCGGUCAAGAUUCCCAUCCGAAUCAACUUGAGGGAGCUGCUCCCAGAAUACGUUAUCAAAGACGAUAUGGCAGCCGAAGACGAGGCCAGUACAUUUCCUAGAGAGACCACGACGAACUCCAACAACAAUGCAAAUUCCAAGGGGUUCAGCCGCCCCCAGACGCUCUAUAUCCUCGAUUGCACGAUUGACGAGAUUGGGAAGCCCGAUGGCACGUCUAAAGCAGGCCGAUUAAUUCAGCGACAUCUACAAGCCGCCACCGAAGCCGCAGUUUUACUGUCUCUUCUCGGUCUAUGCGCUCCGAUGAUUCUGAUGGGUCUGUACGGCACCACCAUGGCGUUUCUCAUAAGCGCCGCGUUUCGCGUCCUGCGGCUCACCAUCCAAGUCACGCGCCCCGACGGCUACCUGCAGAGCAACGAGCCCAGCCAGAACCGGGCCUGCAUGCUCGCCGCUGUCCACGAGAAUGCGAGCACCUGGUACCUCUACGUCGGCGAGCGCGGCGUCGUCGACUGGCUCCUCAACAAGUCGCUCCUCGGCCGCGUCGACGCGUCGGCGCCGAUCGCAGCGCUGUUGCGCGCGCUCGCGGCGCUGCAACUCGCCACGAUGACGUAUGUCGCGGCGCAGAAGGGCUGGGACGGCGUUGGUUUGCUGGUGCUGGUGCUUGCGGCCUGGCUGCUCGACGCCGUGGCGUACUCGGACGACCGCCUGGCGAAGCGGUGGCUGCGCGCGGAGGGUGUGGGCAUCAGGGCGUUCGCGUGUGAGUUUAGCGGCCGCGUGCCCAUGGUCGGCGCGGUGCUGGCGCUCCGGGAGGGCCGCGUGACGAGCUGGAUGGACGGGAUUCUGGCGCCUGCGACGCGUCGCGACCUGUGGCUGGAGAAGCUGAUGCAGUCCUAUGCUUCGACCCCGGGCAGCGAAUCAAGUACGGCUUCUUCUUCGGUGGGCUCGAGUGCGAACCGAAACGUUUGUCCCUCGGUGACUCAAGUCACCCGGCAAAAGCUUGUCUGGGGACCGAAGGACGGCAAGGUGGCGGCGGACGCGGACAAGGAGGACCGACGAUGGGUGGAAAGGAACUUCGCGCUGGUGCGCGCCGCAGUCGAUGAUAUCAACAAACACAUCAGACCGAGCGAUGUGUAA
This is a messenger RNA of Cordyceps fumosorosea ARSEF 2679, 1509 nucleotides long. RefSeq lists its product as hypothetical. Lineage: Eukaryota; Fungi; Ascomycota; Sordariomycetes; Hypocreales; Cordycipitaceae. The transcript has a single exon. The coding region runs from base 1 to 1509 and encodes 502 amino acids. The record is from RefSeq and is a predicted model, not a curated record.